This is a messenger RNA of Pecten maximus, 1169 nucleotides long. RefSeq lists its product as uncharacterized. The transcript has 6 exons. Lineage: Eukaryota; Metazoa; Mollusca; Bivalvia; Pectinida; Pectinidae. Gene Ontology annotation, biological process: signal transduction. The annotation marks the transcript as partial. Gene Ontology annotation, molecular function: protein binding. The record is from RefSeq and is a predicted model, not a curated record.
CAAGGAAAUUCUUCUGUGCCCUGAUCUCAAUCGCGAGCAUGGUAUGAUGGUGGUGGCUGCUAUUGCUGACGUCAUGGACGAAGGAGACAUUGACUCGGUCCUUCGCGAUAAAAACACUUACAAAUGGGUUAAGUUAUUUAUAGAACAUCUCAGAGAGGCGAUUAAGCAUCCCGACUUGCAAAGUGACGGAUGGUUUGCGUUUGAAUGUGGUCGUGUGCUGCGCCAGCUGUCCUGUUUUGAUGCCAACAAGGUACUUUUAGUGAACUUAGGUGCGUUGCCAGUUCUUGUUCAAUUGGCGAGGAUUGACGAAGAAAUAUGUCUUUUCGAGGCUGUGACUGCACUGAGUCAGCUGGCCUUCGAGCCAGAGGCCCAGACGGCAAUGAUAGCGAAUGGCGAGGGGGAAACGAUCCCGCUUCUCUUCAAACUAAGCACAGAUUGCACAUUCGAACAGAUACGAGAAAUAGCGAGAGGUACAGUCUGGACAAUGGCCAGGCCAUUGCGCGAGUCGCCAAUUUAUGGACCAAUGGUGCACACUCUGUUUGCCAAGAAAACACGAGGACAUAUAAUGAUAAGUUAUUCGCGAGAACAGCGGCAGCUUUUACUGGAUAUCCGGGCAGAGCUAGAGGAAAAUAAUUUUGCGGUGUGGAUGGACGUUGACCAAAUGAGAGGGGACGUUUACGAGAGAAUGGCAGAGGCUGUCGAAAAUGCCGCCAUCGUACUUCUAGCAAUGUCUCGGAGCUACAAGAUGAGCGAGUACUGCCGCAGAGAGGCAGCAUAUGCCGGAAAGCUAAAUAAAAGCAUCAUACCACUGAAAGUAGAAAAGGAUUACGACGCGGAUGGUUGGCUUGGUAUAAUGACUGCUGGGAUGUUUUUCUACGACUUUGGUGGUAAAUCGUUCAAGGAUAUUAUGGCCAAGCUCCUCCCUGAACUCAAGCAUCUCGCCUAUCGGAAAGGAGAGGUUGAGAAUUGGAGACGUCAACCACUGGAAGCUGCCUCUCCCGAAACAGGGGUGCCUAUACCUCCGCCAUUACAGCUACCAUCCUCCGUUCCCUCGACAAGCCGAAAUGUCGUGACUUCCGCCCGGGCACCGCGCAUGUCUAGAAAGAAAUUCCGAGACAUUAAUGAGUCGACAUUCCAGGAGUGGCUCGACAACUACAACCUACCAUUUU